ACUACUACUACUACUACUACUACUACUACGACUACUGAUGGGCAGCCAAAAGCGGUGAUGGCUUUUGCUGAUUGGGGAUGGGAAGGUUUUCUUGCAGAGGCAAGCUAUAAUUAUAGUAAGUGUAAGGAAGGCAAUGGUACUAGUAGUGGAAUAAACUGUUCGGUUUGGAAAGAAUUUCGGAAGGAUACUCCCAGUAAACCCAACUCCAUUAACCAUCAGGAUCAACCCACAACAGAACUUGGAGAAUCAAACAGCGUUGAAGCAAGGCCAGGAAGUCCAGAGCCAGCAACUGUUGUUGGUACAGUGCAGCCUUCAACAACAGAUCAACACACUAACAAGCCUCCAUCGAGUGAUCCUGCUCAAGACGGUGCUGCGAUUAAUGAUUCUCUCAACACAGAAAAUCAAGUAACAGAAGGGAAUACAUCGACAAAUGAUAAUGCUACACUUGGUGUCUCAACUCAAUCUACGGAUAACACCAACCAAUCUCAAGCUUCAGAUACGACUGCACCUAAUUCAACUGCUGCCCCAUCAGACUCACAAGAAACCAAUUCCACUGUUCCGCCGAGCUCCGAUAACACUACCACAGAAGCACCAACCACCACACCAUCUCCUGUUCCCAACGCAGAGAUCAACAACAACGUCGCUUCCACCGUGCAGAGGAACAAGGGUAAUGCUGACAGCAGUGUCAGUCCUGUUUGGAUGCGCACUGCAGCACCGCUACUAAUUGUGGCUGUGGUGUUCUCUGCUACUGUGUACUGA
Messenger RNA from Trypanosoma theileri, 759 nucleotides. RefSeq lists its product as uncharacterized. Lineage: Eukaryota; Euglenozoa; Kinetoplastea; Trypanosomatida; Trypanosomatidae. The annotation marks the transcript as partial. The transcript has a single exon. The record is from RefSeq and is a predicted model, not a curated record.